AGCCGGAGCCGCGCACCGGCCGGUUGAGCUGCGCGGGAGGCUCCGCCGGCUCCAAACUCCGGUUCGGCCGGCCCAGCUGCCGGCACGGCCGCCGAGUCCCGCUCUGCGCUCACGGGAGCCCGCAGGGUCAGGUCGGGGGGUGGCGGCACCGCGUGCAGCCCCCAGGUGUACGCGCUCACCGGAGCCCAGCCUCGCUCUGCCCGCUGCUUCACAAUAGAGUAGAACUCAAUUGAACGGGGGGUGCCUGUAUCCCGAGGUUGGCCACAAAGGUGAUUAGCAUCACUUCAUUAAUCCUCUUGCAUGAAUUCACGCACCCCGAGCAUCCCAGCAGGGUGGGCGGUCAUUGGGGUCCCGCGCUCACAUCGCUCCCGCUGGGAUCCCGACCAAACAUCAGCGCUGCAGCAGAGAAGCCCCGGGGCCAAUUCCUGCCCUGCCGCGGCCGUGGGACGGCGCUCAGCCCCCGGGGCAGCUCCGCACGGGCAGCAGAUCUGGGACCGGGAGAAGAAGCUGCUGAGCAUCGGCCCCGGCAGGAUGAAUGGCUGCAGUGAAAACCCCCAUCAUCCCGUGACAGCUUAUAGCUUCAUUUACAUGAUGCCUCUGUCGGCUGUGACAAACAAUUGCCACGCUUAUCACACACCCCCUGCCAUAAAUAAUCCCAGCCCAGGUGCUGUGCCUCUCAAACGGCGGCACGCCAGCCCUCGUUAUGUCACGCUGUGCUAUGAAUCUCAGCUUUAACAUUAAUGUGGCUGUGCAGCUUUCCAACGCAGCCUCGUCAUUUUGAAAGCAUCAGUCAUACGCUCCUUCAGGAACCUCUCAGGCUACAGAAGCUCUUCUGGAUCAUUUUAUUUAUGUCCUCCUUGCUCUCAUUGUGCUUAGGACCUGAUAAUUGCACUCAGCUUUUGGGCUUGGAUUUAUGUAUUUGUUUGUUUUGCCGUUGUGGUCUAUGUUCUGCUCUGUAUUCCAUGAGAUGUGUCACGCAGGAAUUAAGUUCAGUGGGUUUGGUUGCACGGCUUUAUAAACAGAUGCAGCAAUUAGGGAUAUCAGGGAUGGGCUGCUCCUCCCUCACCCUGGCAGCUCAGAGCACAGCGGAGCUGGGGAUAAGGCCCUCACAUGGGAACCUCCAUCCCCAGCAGGUUGUCACAGAAACCCAAAGGAAAGGUUGGACGCCUCCUCUGCCUCCAUGCAGCAACGCUGCACGACUCCUCGCAGCCCAGCACUUACUCACCCCGGCAGGCUAUGGGCAUGCUGCUCCAGGCACAGAUGCUGGCAAAGUGUUCUGCAUGUUCUACGCCAUCCUGGGCAUCCCCCUGACACUCGUCAUGUUCCAGAGCCUGGGUGAGCGCAUGAACACCUUCGUGCGGCUCCUGCUCAAGAAGAUCAAGAAGUGUCUGGGCAUGAGAACAACCAACGUCUCCAUGGAGAACAUGGUCUUGGUGGGCUUUCUGUCCUGCAUGGGAACACUCUGCAUUGGAGCAGCAGCCUUUUCCCAGUAUGAGGAAUGGAGCUUUUUCCAUGCUUACUAUUACUGCUUCAUCACCUUGACCACCAUCGGCUUUGGAGACUAUGUGGCCCUGCAGAAGAAAGAGGCCCUGCAGAAGAAGCCUCCCUACGUGGCCUUCAGCUUCAUGUACAUCCUGGUGGGGCUGACGGUCAUCGGGGCCUUCCUCAACCUGGUGGUGCUGCGCUUCCUCACCAUGAACUCAGAAGACGAGCGGCGCGAUGCCGAGGAGAGGGCUUCCCUCCGGAGGGCCCGCAACACCAUCCACCUCACAGCCAAGGAGGACGGGCACAGUAACAAGGCCAUCUUCCUGCCGGCAGCAGACAGGACCAGCCAGAUGAACCUGAUCCCGCUGGUGCAGGAGGACGCGGAGCGGCAGCGGCGGCAGUCAGCCAAUGGGGCGGGCAAAGUGCCGGCCUUCUGCACCUGCCUGUGCUACCGGGCCCCGCUGUGCGGCAGCCCCACGCCCUCCCACCCCGAGACCCUGAGCUGCCACACCAACCCCGUCUACUACAACUCCAUUUCAUACAAGAUCGACGAGGUGUCACUGAGCACACGGGGACAGACUGGCUCGUCCCCAGCCAGCACCUUGUCAUCCAGCAGCCCCCGCUGCCCGCGGCACCCACGGCCACGCAGGAAAUCCAUCUAGGAGCUUCGUUGUGCUGAUGAACUAUUAGCGGAGCAAUCAGGCCCCUCCGACCUCUUUCAUUUCUUCUGUUCCUCCCUCCCAGCUGGCAGCCAGCCCAACACAGGGGACCUUGGGCCUGGAGAUGGCAUCGCUUCUCCAGCAGGGAGCCAGCCCCAGUAAUGCACUGUUUGGUUUUCCUUCCUCCCAGGCAGGCUCAAGCAUUUGGGUCUGAAGAGGCCCUUUUAAUGUAGGUCUGCUUUCCCACCUGCCUGCUCUCAAAAUGAAGGUGUUGCUGCCUUGGUCAUUGAGCCACAGUCGCUGCCUCUAGCCACACAGGCUGUGCCACAUCUGCCAAGAGGACUGCAAUGGCCAAACUCACGUUAGCAAGUCCUGCAGGGCUGAAGACGUCCCACAGGCUGUUCCCUGGGUAUAAAUGAGGCAGUGCCAUGCAAGGACAGGACCCAGGGUGGGCUGCAGCCCUCUGGCUGAUGGCAGUAUGGCUGUUGAAGGGAUUUAGAAGCCCUAGAGCUGAGCUCCAUGCACCCACCUGCCAACAGGUUGUGCAGCAUCACGCUCACAAGGACUGCUUGGUGAGAAGGACUGCAGCCAAACCUGUGAGCUGUGCAGAAGGCUCAGCCGCAGUGAGCUCCAGCCUGAACCAUGCAGCCACCUGCACAGGGUCAGGUCCAGAUCAGGACAUCAGCAAAGGGCCCCAGCAAGGAGGCUGCUUCCAGCUGGUGCCCCAUGGUCCCACCAUGCAAGAGAGCAGGGCUGGGCUCUGGCAUUGGGAGCAGCUCUGCUUCACUUUUUUGUUUUCCCCUAAUAAACAGAUGUUUUCACUCAGUUCUAUCUAAAAUCCCCUCUUGUGUGGUUUUCCUCUCCAUUUUGCCUCCAGUGGGGAAGGCAUGCACAGUACCCACAUCAGGAUGGCUUCAGAAUAGGCUUUGCUGUCUCCUUCUUGUUCUGGGAGGUUUAAUAAAAGGUCAACCCCA
Coturnix japonica (Japanese quail) is the source of this 3118-nucleotide messenger RNA. Lineage: Eukaryota; Metazoa; Chordata; Aves; Galliformes; Phasianidae. The record is from RefSeq and is a predicted model, not a curated record.